AGAAGUGUGGCUGAUUUCCCGCGAAAAGCCCCAGCGAAGCAAAUUUCCCGGUCCCCGGUUUCAAUCAACGUGUCUGUGUAGAUAUUUCUCGAGCUAAGCCGAUUUGCGAUCAUGGGUGGCAAAACCAAGGAGGAGAUUGGGCAACGACCGGAGAGCACCGAGCAAAAUCAUACCGACCAGGACGGCAUCGUCGAUCCGGAAUGCCUCAUCAAGCAUCCGCUGCAAUUCCAGUGGACGCUCUGGUAUCCGGAACCGGAUAAGAACAAGUCGUGGGGAGACAACCUGAACGAGGUGGCCACCGUCGGUGCCGUUGAGGACUUCUGGAGAUUAUACAACCACAUCAAGAACCCGUCGGACCUGAAGACCGAGUGCGAUUGUUCGCUGUUCGAGCAGGGCAUCCGCCCCAUGUGGGACGACGAGAAGAAUUUCCGCGGCGGCCGGGGGGUGAUCAACGUGCCCCGGCAGCAGCACCACGAAUUGGACAAAUAUUGGCUGGAUACGAUAUUGUGUCGGAUUGGCGAGGUUUUCGAUAAUCCUGAAGAAAUUUGCGGUGCCGUCGUGAACAUUCGCCAGAAGAUGGAUAAAAUUGCGAUUUGGACCUCCACCGUCAUGAACCGGGACGCGCCGAUGCAGGAGAAAGCUGUAAGUCGAUUUUUUGCCACGUCCGAACAAUAAUUGUA
Uranotaenia lowii is the source of this 680-nucleotide messenger RNA. Its product is annotated as eukaryotic translation initiation factor 4E-like. The transcript has a single exon. Gene Ontology annotation, molecular function: RNA 7-methylguanosine cap binding; translation initiation factor activity. Gene Ontology annotation, cellular component: eukaryotic translation initiation factor 4F complex. Bases 112 to 675 code for a protein of 187 amino acids. Gene Ontology annotation, biological process: translational initiation. NCBI's taxonomy places the organism in Eukaryota, Metazoa, Arthropoda, Insecta, Diptera, Culicidae. The record is from RefSeq and is a predicted model, not a curated record.